AAUUUCAACGAAUACAAGUCGCAAGUGCUGGCAGUGGUAAGGGAUGGGUCGGCCGGUGACCCGAAAUGUACGGAUGAGACGGCCGUUGAGGUAAACAAAAUGUUGGACGGCUUUGCCGACGACGUUUUGAACAUGAUUUGUCCUAAAGAGUACUCUUCGGACGCAGACGUGGCCGACAAAUGUCAGCCAAUCGUUGAGUUAACCCCCAAACCGGUGGCCCCUCUGAGCCCGCGGCCCAAGUCGUUGCUCAUGCCUUUGUCAAAACUGGAUCAGCCGUACAGGCAGUCAAACUUUUACGGCUUCUGUGGCCUAUUGAUGGCUAUGGCGACCGCCGGUGCCAUCGCUGAGAUAUACUAUAUGCACAAUCAGGAACACUGGAACCGAGUUCACUACAUCAGACACAAAGACGGAUCCAUUGAGAUCAUUGGCGAAGAAGACAAAGUCCUCGAUCUGAUCCGCAAAAAAGUUUAA
Medioppia subpectinata is the source of this 471-nucleotide messenger RNA. NCBI's taxonomy places the organism in Eukaryota, Metazoa, Arthropoda, Arachnida, Sarcoptiformes, Oppiidae. The record is from the annotation of a GenBank genome assembly.